Molecule: messenger RNA, 1858 nt
Organism: Exserohilum turcica Et28A
Lineage: Eukaryota; Fungi; Ascomycota; Dothideomycetes; Pleosporales; Pleosporaceae
Exons: 5
Coding region: 303-1820 (505 amino acids)
Molecular function (GO): oxidoreductase activity, acting on paired donors, with incorporation or reduction of molecular oxygen; monooxygenase activity; iron ion binding
Source: RefSeq, a predicted model, not a curated record
CCAGCUGGGGAUACGCUUGCUUAUCGUUUGUAUCACCGUCCGACCAUCCGACUGUCGGCUCUCCGACCACCGACUAUGCCAUGUACCACUUUCAUACGAGCAUGCCUAAGGCUAUCCAAGCAUCCAUGGCCUGUACCUAUGAAGCCCCGCAAUAUUUGACCUGCACCCGUAUUUAAGCCCUCUUCGCUCUGCUGUGUGGAACACAUUGCUUCUUUCACAUCACAGACAUUAUAGAAAUAUUCACAUCAUCCUCAGCUGAACAGCUCCAAUAUUGAACUGCAAGCUUGAACCCAUAUCCUACCAUGGAAACCGUGCAGCAUAUCAAGCACUCUGGCCCCGUGCUAGUUGGGAAGAUUUCAUUGAUUGUUGCAUUGGGUCUUGGAGCGCUUGUCCUGAAAUUCACCCUCACCUGCAUCUAUAAUAUGUAUUUUCACCGUUUGCGCACAUUUCCUGGCCCAAGACUAGCUGCAGCCACUGGAAUGCUUUACUAUUACAAAAUUGUCGUCGGCGAUGAGGUUGCAUGGCUAGACGAAAUGCACAAGAAGUAUGGCGAAAUUGUCCGUAUUGGCCCCGACCGAUUGACCUACGUCAAACCCGAGGCCUGGAAAGACAUUUAUGGUGCCACAUUAGGGAAACGCCUAGAGAAUCUAAAAGACCCAGCGACCCUACCAGGACUUGCUAAUGGCGACAAGUCCCUCCCCGCAGAAAUUAACCCAGAAAACCACCGGCCAAGGCGAAGAAUGUACGCGCAUGCAUUCAGCGACAGAGCGUUGAAGGAACAGGAACCUCUGAUUAAAGGCUAUGUCGACCUUCUAGUCAAGAUUAUCAGGGAAGACGUUAAAAAGGAUGCAGAUGUCAAAAUGGAUAUCUCUAAGCUGCUUAACUGUUUUACAUUCGAUGUUAUGGCAGACUUGACGUUUGGGGAGCCACUCGGUUUGCUUCAACAAUCGGAGUACACUCCAUGGGUCGCCCAAAUCUUCCUGCAAGUUCAGAACACAUCACUUAGGCGGCUGGGGAUUGAGUAUAGGAUUAUCGGCGUCCUACUGAAAUAUUUCAUGCCCGAGGCCAUCAAGGAGGGUGCGAAAAACCACCAUCGGCAAUCUGUUGAGCGAGUAGAGAGGCGACUAAGACGAGGCAACGCCAUUGGAAAACCAGAUAUCUGGAAGCUCGUUAUGCAGAACGAAAAGAAUCCGAUAUCGAAAAGCCAGAUGAUAGCUGAUGCAUCCGGAUUCAUGGUCGCUGGAACCGAGACAACGGCCACGACAAUGUCCGCAUUCUUCUACUACAUGCUCCAACACACAAAGCAGAUGCAGCGACUUCAGGACGAGGUGCGUGCACUCAAAAAGGAGGACCUGAAGCUUGAGAGCUUGUUGCAGCUACCCUUUAUGGCUGCGUGUAUAAAAGAGACUAUGAGGAUUUAUCCACCUGCCCCGAUCCCGUUGUUUCGCAGAACCCCAAAAGGUGGCAACAUUGUUUGCGGAGAAUGGAUUCCAGAAGAUACACGCAUCGCAAUACCUCAUCAUGCUGCUUACCACCAUCCUCUCAACUUUAAAGAUCCUGAAUCAUUCGUUCCUGAGCACUGGUUCCCUGGUAAUGGCUAUGAUGACGAUAGGGAAGACGUACUCAACCCAUUCUCCGUUGGUCCUCGCAACUGCAUCGGCCUCAAUCUGGCUUAUCAUGAGAUGCGCAUUAUGCUUGCAAGUCUCAUUUGGAACUUUGAUUUUGAGCUAUGUACAGAGUGCGACAACUGGGACAAUCAGAAGGUGCGCUUCUUUUGGGAUAAGCCGCCACUUUUCAUCAAAGCUAGGUAUAUUAGAUAACUGUUCACAUACCGAAUACGACUAUGCUUUCAUAGCCU